CCCUGCUGGAGCCUGCGGGCAGCCCCCAGCCCCCCAUGGAGAAGGCGCCUGCUGCCGCCUCCCCACCCCGGACAGAGACGCCCCCCCGCAGCCCCCCCUGCCGGGCUCCCCUGCUCCCCAGCUGGGCCCCCUGCAGCCCAGGGAAGCGAUGGAGUGUGGGGAGGAGGAGGGGAUGGACACGGCAGGGGGCGAGGCGGGGUCCCUGGCCAGCCCUGUGGAGGAUGGCGCCCAGCCCACCCCAGCUGUGGCCCUGGGGCCGUUCCCAGGCUUGGCGGGGGAGGAAGAGGAGGAGACUGCUGCCGGGCUGGAGCAGGCAGGGGCCGAGGGGAGGGGCUCUCCCCCACUGAGUGAGGACGGGCUGGAGGAGAGCCGGGGCCGGGGGGACCCUGAGUCCAGCCAGACCCCGGUCAGCUUCACCAGCGAGCCUAAGGGGUCCCCCAUGCUGCUGGAGCCCGAGGAGCUGGGCCCAGCCACCCCGAUGGAGGUGUAUGGGACGGGCGGGAAGCUGCUGGAGCGUGGGGAGGAAGUGGGCCCCGAGCCCCCCAUCCUGCGGCCCCGUCCCACCCUCAUCAAGUCAGACAUCGUCAACGAGAUCUCCAACCUGAGCCAGGGCGACACCAGGAGCAGCUUCCCCGGCUCGGAGCCCCUGCUGGGCUCUCCGGACCCCGAGGGCGGGGGCUCGCUCUCCAUGGAGUUGGGCAUGACCUCCACUGACAGCCUGCAGAAGGACGACGCCGGCUCCCUGCCCCACUGCACCGACUCGCUGGCCGAGACGGACGACUCGCUGCUCUUCGAGCCAGGCGCUGGGGCCAAGGGCGAGGGGGAGAAGGGGCGUCGGCGCAGCUCGCCGGGGCGCUCCCGCAUCAAACAGGGUCGCAGCAGCAGCUUCCCGGGGAGGAGGCGCCCCCGAGGCGGGACCCAGGGGGGCCGGGGCCGGGGCCGAGCUCGGCUGAAGUCGACCACCUCGUCCAUUGAGACCCUCGCGCUAGCAGAUAUCGACAGCUCCCCCAGCAAGGAGGAUGACGAGGAGGAGGAUGACACCAUGCAGAACACCGUGGUGCUUUUCUCCAACACGGACAAGUUCGUCCUCAUGCAGGACAUGUGCGUGGUGUGCGGCAGCUUCGGGCGCGGGGCGGAGGGGCACUUGCUGGCCUGUUCCCAGUGCUCCCAGUGCUACCACCCCUACUGCGUCAACAGCAAGAUCACCAAGGUGAUGCUGCUGAAGGGCUGGCGCUGCGUGGAGUGCAUCGUCUGCGAGGUGUGCGGAAAGGCCUCGGACCCCUCGCGCCUGUUGCUUUGCGACGACUGCGACAUCAGCUACCACACCUACUGCUUGGACCCGCCGCUGCACACCGUGCCCAAGGGCGGCUGGAAGUGCAAGUGGUGCGUGUGCUGCGUGCAGUGCGGGGCGGGUUCCCCUGGAUUCCACUGUGAGUGGCAGAACAACUACACGCACUGCGCCCCCUGCGCCAGCCUUGUCACCUGCCCCGUCUGCCGGGUGAAGUACGUGGAGGACGACCUGCUCAUCCAGUGCAGGCACUGCGACCGGUGGCUCCAUGCUGUGUGCAACAAUCUCUUCACGGAGGAGGAGGUGGAACAGGCAGCAGACGAGGGCUUCGACUGCAGCUCCUGCCAGCCCUACGUGGUCAAGCCAGUCGUUCCAGUCGCCCCCCCAGAGAUUAUCCCAGUGAAGAUCAAGGAGCCGGAGCCCCAGUAUUUCCGCUUCGAAGGCGUGUGGCUGACGGAGACGGGCAUGGCCGUGCUGCGCAACCUGUCCAUGUCCCCCCUGCACAAGCGCAGGCAGCGCAAGACCCGUCUCGGCACCCUGAAUGGGGAGGGGGGCCUGGAGGGGGGUGACCCCCUGGGCACGGACGAGAAGAAGGACGGGGAUCUGGAUGGGGACGACCUGCUGAAGGGUGAAGUGGGCGUGGAGCACAUGGAGUGUGAGAUCAAGCUGGAAGCUGCGGCCAGCCCCGACCGGGACGGAGGGGCCGACGUGGACUCGGGGAAGGGGCUGGAGGAUUCGGAGGAGUGCAAGAAGAGGAAGCGGAAGCCCUACCGCCCAGGGAUCGGUGGGUUCAUGGUGCGGCAGCGGAAGUCCCAUACGCGGCUGAAGAAGGGCUCGGCAGCACUGGUGGAGGCAUGUCGCGAGGUGCUGAGCGCCGAGGGGCACCCGGAGGACGGGGCGCCGGCGGAGAUCCCAGCGGAGGGCGCUGCGGAGCAGGGCGCCACGGAGGGGGACGAGAAGAAGAAACGCCGAGGCAGGAAGAAGAGCAAGUUGGAGGAUAUGUUCCCUGCCUACCUCCAGGAAGCGUUCUUCGGGAAGGCGCUCAUGGACCUGAGCCGUAAGGCCCUGCUGGCCGCAGGGGGUGUGGGGGAUGGAGCUGCCUGCCCCCCCUUUGGCCAGGGUGCUCCCAGACCCAGGGUGGACCCUGGGGUGCCCGGAACACUCCAGAGGGUGCCUGGAGAUGGGAAGGAGACCCCUGCCCAUCUGAAAGGGGACGACAGCAUGGACAGCAGCGCCCUGGUGGCCCAAGAGGAGGACCCGAAAGGGGCGGAAGUGAAGGCUGAGGACCCAGGGGCAGAGGAGCCGAAAGGUUCUCCGGAUCCUGGGGACAGCGAGAAGCCGGCGACGCCCGGCGAGGGUGCCCUGAGCUCCGACCUUGACAAGAUCCCCACAGAAGAAUUGCCCAAGAUGGAGAGCAAAGACAUCCAGCAGCUCUUCAAGGAUGUGCUGGGCUCUGCCGAGCGGGAGCAGCAACUGAACUGCGUGGCGGCAGGGAUGGAGGCCGGCAUGGGAGGGCGAGACCCCAACCGAGCGCAGCUCUCCCAGAGGCCCUUCCUGCAAGGGAGUGUUUCUCUGGGCUCGCUCUCCUCCACUGUCCCCAUGGAGUCCUACUCAGGAGUCUGCCAGUCCCCGUUCCUCGAUAACAGGGAGAGAAGCGGCUUCUUCAGCCCAGACCACUGCGAGCCCGAGAGCCCCUGGGCCAGCAGCUCGGCUGCCACCACCCCCUCCACGCCCACCACCCCAACCACGGAGGGUGAGGGGGAUGGGCUCUCCUACAACCAGCGGAGCCUACAGCGCUGGGAGAAGGACGAGGAGCUGGGCGAACUGUCCACCAUCUCGCCCGUCCUCUAUGCCAACAUGAACUUCCCCAGCCUCAAGCAGGAUUACCCAGACUGGUCCAGCCGCUGCAAACAGAUCAUGAAGCUCUGGAGAAAGGUCCCAGCCCCGGACAAAGCCCCCUACUUGCAAAAGGCCAAAGAUAACCGGGCGGCUCAUCGCAUCAACAAGGUGCAGAAGCAGGCCGAGAGUCAGAUCAACAAGCAGACCAAAGGGGAGGUGCUGCGCAAGCCUGAGAGACCCUCACUGCACCUGAGGAUCCCGCCCCAGCAGGGGGCGCUGCCGGGUGCUGCGGGGCAGCCCGUCUACAUCAACAGCCCGGUGGCCCUGCCCGGCUCCGCAGACGGGUUCCUGAAGUCCCCUGCUGGCGCCGAAGCUGCGGCUGAGUCCAGCGAGGUCUUCCUCAAGCUUCCUUCCCAGUCCCCAGCCCAAGUGCCUUCGCACGACCCCUACAGCUACCCGCUGGAGCCCCGCUUCCCCUCGCCCCUGGGUCAGAGCCCCACAGCCGGAGCUGCCUUCCAGCCCUUCCCCACACAACAGCAGCAGCUCCUGCCCACUCCCCGGCCGGCCCUGGGCCCCCAGCCUCCGGAGUUCCACCCCACCUCCCCCGGGACGCCCCGGCACCAGCCCUCCACCCCAGACCCCUUCCUGAAACCACGCUGCCUCAGUGGCUCUCUGGACAACCUGUCGGUGCCAGGGAGCCCCGGGGCCAGGCCCCCCGAGCCCCUGCUCUCGCCCCCUCCCUUCGGGGAGCAGAAGAGGAGCCUGGAGGCUGGGGGGCUGCAGGUGAAGAAGGAGGAAGGGGGCCCGGGAGUGUGUUCUCCUGGCUACAUGGCCGCCAUGGGCUACGCCGACUCCCCGUCCCACCUCUCCUCCGCCGAGCUGAAGGCAGCCGACGUGUUCAAAGCCCCCCUGACCCCACGGGUCUCUCAGGUAGAGCCACAGAGCCCAGGGCUGGCGCAUCCCCACCCCCAGGCUCUGGCCCCCUCACCUCCCAGCCACCCCGACCUCUACAGGCAGUCGCCCUCCGUGUCCUGCUACUCGGACCCCUAUGCCCAGCCUCCCCUGACGCCCCGGCCACAGCCCCCCGACAGCUGCUGCGCCCUGCCCCCCAGGUCCUUGCCUUCCGACCCCUUCUCCCGCGUCCCCGCCAGCCCGCAGUCCCAGUCUAGCUCCCAGUCCCCUCUUACCCCCCGGCCGCUCUCCAAUGAGGCUUGCUGCCAGUCACCCGUCACCCCUCGCUUCCAGUCACCCGACCCCUACUCCAGACCCCCCUCGCGCCCCCAGUCCCGGGACCCUUUUGCCCCCCUGCACAAGCCCCCACGGCCCCAAAUGCCCGACUCCGGCUUCAAAUCGAUCCCAAUCUCCCACAAUCCCCCAGCUGGUGGUGGCUUCCCUCCGGCCCAGCCCAGUGACCCUCACUCCAAGGGGCCGGGGAGCCAGCAGCCCCCCUUCGCCCGCUCCCCUGGAGCCAGCGUCUUCGCUGGCGCCCAGGCCCAGAUGCGGUUCACCUUCCCCUCAGCUGUCUCAGAGCCCCUCAAGGGUUCCCCCUCCCACCAACCCCAUGGGAUGAACAGCCAUUUUGCCUCUAGCCAGCCCAUGGGCAAGCCCCAAAGCGCCAACUAUGCCUCCUCGCCCGGCUUCCACCAGGCCGGUAGCCCCCUGGGGCCUGGCAACUGCCCUGCUGAGACCUACACCCUCUCUCCCCUGCGGCCCCCCUCGGUGCUGCCGCAGCAGCCCCCCCACCCCCAGCAGCAGCAGGACGGCUCCCUGACCUACCUGCCCCGAGCCGGGAUGGCGCCGCCAGCUGACAAGCGGGACGAGGUGGUGUCGGGGAUCUCUGCUCUCCCCAGCCGGGAGCUGCCCGAACUGCCAGUCAGCCAGGAGGGCGCCGUCAGCAGCAUCAGCCAGUCGGAGCUGGAGAAGCAGAGACAGCGCCAGAGACUCCGCGAGCUCCUCAUCCGCCAGCAAAUCCAGAGGAACAAUCUGCGGCAGGAGAAGGAGAGCGCGGCCGCCGCCACCAGCUCCUCCCAGGCAGCGUGGAGCGCCGAAGCCAGCAGCCAGGCCUUCGAGCAGCUCCGGGGCCUGGCACCCUACCAGCCAGCACAGGACAAGAGCGCCCUUGGGAAUCUGCCCGCAGCCCCCGGCAGCAGCAAACUCUCCGGGCCAGCCAUGGUGCCCGCGGCCUUCGCACCGGACGAACGGCUUUCCCGCCCGCCUCCCGCUGCCACGCCCUCUGCCAUGGACCUCAAUGGCAGGCCGUCGGUGGGAGCCCCCCAGACCUUCUUCCCACGCGGCAUGUUCCAGGGGCCCUCCCCACAGCAGCAGCAGAUGUGGCAGCAGCAGCAGGCGGCGGCCGUGCGGCUCCCCGGCCCCGCCCGCUUCCAGCAGCCGCCUGGCCAUGAGCUCAGCCGGCCGGCGCUGGGGGGCCUGGCUGGGCGCAUGGCGGGCCCUGCCGAGCAGAUCCCGUCCUCGCCCGGCGCCGUGGGGGCCCAAUUCAUUGAGCUGCGGCACAACGCCCAGAAGGGGGCAGCCGGGGGCAUGGGCUCCCCCUUUGCCCAGCAGGGCCCCCCAGCCAGACCACGCUUCUUCUUGCCCGGCGACGAGAGCUCCAGCCAGGCCCUGCGUGCCUCCGUCAUGCCUCUGCCAGCCCCAGUCCUGCAGCCCCAGAAGCUGCCGGCCCCUCUGCCGCCCUCCGCUACUUCCCCGCAGGGGGCUGAGCGGAGCCACCAGCCUCCUCCCAAAAGCGGCCCUCCGGUGCCCCCGCCUCCCAGUGGCCUGGAACUGCAGCAUGGCCCACCCCGCCCUCUGUCAUCCUCCGGCUCCGGCCUGCGUCCCGACGGCCCCAAGGACAGCCCCGCCAUGGAGCCCCCACUGGCUCCGGUCCCGGCUCCAGCUCCCAGCAAGAGCCACUUGGCGCUGGAGGGUGGGCGGCUCCCGUGCGAGGUGCCGGUGGAGCCUGACCUGGACGACGACUUCGACUCCCACAAGGACCUGGAGGACGACGACCUGGCCAACCUGAGCCUGGACCCGGACGUGGCCAAGGGGGACGACGACCUGGGCAACCUGGACAACCUGGAGACCAACGACCCCCACCUGGACGACCUGCUGAACGGCGAUGAGUUCGACCUGCUGGCCUACACCGACCCCGAGCUGGACACAGGCGACAAGAAGGACAUCUUCAACGAGCACCUGCGCCUAGUGGAGUCGGCCAACGAGAAGGCCGAGCGCGAGGCCCUGCUCAAGAGGGAGCCGGCUGGGCCCUGCCCCAAGGGCCCCGGGGAGCCCAAGGAGCUGGCACCCCCCAGGGAGGGGCUGCUGCCCGCCCCCUGCCCCUCCAGCACGGCACCGGCUCCCCACCCAACCUUCAAGGCCCAGGCCAGCAUCCUGGAAGCCAAGCCGGCCUCCCUGCCGUCCAGCGUCCAGCCCAAGCUGGAGGAAGGCUGCCUGAAGACAUCCCCCUGUCAGUUCAACACUGGCGCCUCUGACCGCCUCCCGGUCCCCGUCAAGUCAGAGGCCCUCCAGGGGGCCGAGAAAAUGGCUGCCUCCCUAGGCCUGACCCUCAAGUCUGGCCAGAACCUGCUGAGUGCCGGAGCGGGGCCCGUGCGGCUCGGCACAGCCCCCUUCCCUAACAACAGCCAAGCUGCCACCUCUGGCUCAGACAAGGGCCCCUACGCCGCCCCGGGCCGCGGGCUGGCACCCGGCCAGAGCCCUGCCCUGCUGGAGCUGGGUGGAGGGGCCUUGGGCCUGGCCAACGCCCAGCACUCGCAGGCUGACGACCUGGAGAAGAUGGAGAGCUCCCUGGUGGCCAGCGAGCUGCCCCUGCUCAUCGAGGACCUGCUGGAGCACGAGAAGAAGGAGCUGCAGAAGAAGCAGCAGAUGUCGGCCCACCUGCCGGGGGGUGCCCAGCACCUCCAGACUGUGCAGCAACAGCAGCAGCACUCCGUACUGGCUCACCCUGCAGGGCCGGCCCAGCCCCCGGACGGGCAGGCUCCCCGCCUGGUGGGGCCCCAGCAACAGCUGCAGCUGGGCCUCAUCGCCAGGCAGCAGAACCUGGUGCCCACCCAACAGCUAAUGACGCAGCAGCAGCGGGUGGUGGGACCCCAGCAGGGCCAGGUGCUGGCCCCACACAUGGCGAUGGCGCAGCCCCAGCCUCAGCCCCACGUCCUUGCGGCCCAGCACGGCGUCCAGCCGGCGCUGACCCCACAGCCGAACCAGCAGCUGGUGCAGAAGCAGAUACCUGGGGUGCAGCCGACCCCCAUGGGCAUGAAACCCCAGCAGCUCGUCAUGCAGCAGCAACAGCAGCAAUUGGCCAACAGCUUCUUCCCCGACACAGACCUGGAUAAGUUUGCGGCCGAGGACAUCAUGGACCCCAUCGCCAAGGCGAAGAUGGUGGCACUGAAGGGCAUCAAGAAGGUGAUGGCUCAGGGAAGCAUUGGGGUGGCCCCUGGAAUGAACAGGCAACAGGUGUCCCUGCUGGCUCAGCGGCUCUCGGGGGCCACGGCCGCGGCCGAAAUGCAGAACCACGUCCCAGCUGGGAGCGGACAGGAGCGAAGUGGCAGCGACCCAUCUCAGACCCGCCCCAACCCACCCACCUUCGCUCAGGGCGUCAUCAACGAGGCCGACCAGCGGCAGUACGAGGAGUGGCUCUUCCACACCCAGCAGCUCCUGCAGAUGCAGCUGAAGGUGCUGGAGGAGCAGAUCGGCGUGCACCGCAAGUCCCGCAAGGCCCUGUGCGCCAAGCAGCGCACGGCCAAGAAGGCCGGUCGCGAGUUCCCCGAGGCCGACGCCGAGAAGCUCAAGCUGGUGACGGAGCAGCAGAGCAAGAUCCAGAAGCAGCUGGACCAGGUUCGGAAGCAGCAGAAGGAGCACACCAACCUGAUGGCCGAAUACCGCAACAAGCAGCAGCAGCACCAGCAGAGCUCCGCCGUUAUGGCCCUGAGCCCCUCGCAGAGCCCCCGGCUCAUGGCCAAGCUCCCGGGCCAGCUGCUCUCCGCCCAUGGCGUCCAGCCACAGCUCCCCCAGCAAACUGGGGCCAUGGUGGGGGCGCAAGGCCUGGGCCAGCAGCCCAACCAGCUGGCAGGGCAAGCAGGCAACGUGCGCUUGCCCCAGGGCGGCGUCUCCAUGGCGGUGCAGCAGGGCCUGUCCUUCAUGGGCCAGCAGCAGCUGGGAAACGCAGCCGUCCCCGGCACGUCCAACAGCUUCUUCCCUGGGAAUCCCGCGCUCCGGGGGCUGGCCGCCGACAGCCGGCUGAUGCAGGAGAGGCAGUUGCAGAGGAUGCAGCUGGCUCAGAAACUGCAGCAGCAAAGCAUGCUGGGACAGGUGUCAUUGCAGCAGCAGCAAAGCAUGCUGGGACAGGUGUCAUUGCAGCAGCAGCAGCAGCAAAGCAUGCUGGGACAGGUGUCAUUGCAACAGCAGCAGCAAAGCAUGCUGGGACAGCAGCAGCAAAGCAUGCUGGGACAGGUGUCGCAGCAGCAACAGCAGCAGCAAAGCAUGCUGGGACAGGUGUCGCAGCAGCAACAGCAGCAGCAAAGCAUGCUGGGACAGGUGUCGCAGUCGCAACAGCAGCAGCAAAGCAUGCUGGGACAGGUGUCGCAACAGCAGCAGCAAAGCAUGCUGGGACAGGUGUCGCAGCCCCCUACUCCCCAGCAGGGCAGUGGGGGGCAGCCCAUGGUUCCGAAGCAGCAGGGGAUCCUGGUCCAGCCGCUCUCGCCUCAGCCGCAGCCGGGGAUGAUGGGGCACUCCCAGGUGUCCAUGCUGCAGCAUCAGGGCGUCGCGGGCCACCAGACCCCCCCGAGGCAGGUGCUGUUAGCCCCCCACCAGCAGAGGGUGCUGGGCUCGCCGCAGCUGGUGCAGCAAACUCACGGCCUCAUGGGCCACCGGCUGAUUUUAUCGCCAGCGCAGCAGCAGCAGGCGGGACUUCUGGGCCAGUCACGGACGUUGCUGACCCAGCAGCAGCAGCAGAGCUCUCUAGCACAGCAUCCGGCCCUGCUGGGGCAGGGGCAGGGGCAGGCCGCCCAGCCGGGCCUCCUGGGCCAGGACCUCGGGGGGCAGCCGCACAUGGGCACUCAGGAGCAGCCGGGCAUUCAGAACCUCAAUCCCCUGGCACUGCCCAGCCAGGAGCAGCUGGCGCCCCUGGGCGGAGAGCAGCAGCCGCAGAAACACCAGCCCGAGCUGGGGCAGCAGCAGCCCCGCUCACUGCCCUCCCCGCAGCAGACCAUGGCGAGCUCCCUGCAGCGAAUGCAGGGGGGCCUGCAGCAAGGCAACCUGCUUCAUCCGCCGCUGCAGAACUGCGCGGGGCUGGCGCAGCUGGGGGGCACCAUGAGGCCAGAGCAGCCGCACUCGGACCCUGCCCAGGGGCCUCGCUUGCUGGCCCCGCCGAGCUCAGGGGCAGAACCCCAACAGCAGCCCGGGAGCAUGACGAGCCAGGGGCAAAGCAUCAUGGUCCAGCUGCCGCCGCCGCAAAGGAUUGUGGGCCAGCCGCCAGCACAAAGCUUAGACCAGCAAGCCAAAGGGCUGGCGGGCCAGCGGCUGCCGAGCCCGGCGGGGCAGCACAAGGCCGGGCUGGUGGGGCAGCCGCAGCAGAGCAUGCUGGUCCCGCAGGUGUCCCAUGCACAGAGCAUCCUGAGCCAGGUGUCCGCUCCCGUGAUGGGCCAAAUCCGAGCGCAGCUGCAAGGCGUCAUCUCCAAAAACCCGCAGCUGCGGCACCUCACCCCGCAGCAGCAGCAGCAGCUCCAGGCCUUCCUGGUGCAGCGCCACCAGCAGACCCUGCUGCAGCAGAGCCAGGCGCUGAGACAGGCCAGCCCCUUCCCGGGGCAGGCCCAGGCAUCCGUCGAGCAGGGGCCGCCCCCGCCCUCAGCCCUGCAGGCCUCCAUGGUGCGCCAGCAACUGAGGCAGCCGGGGACAGUGUUCCAGGUUCGGCCAGCCGGCCCCUCCGUUGCUGCCGAGCAGAUGCAGCCAGGGUUUGUCAUGGAGCAGGCGUCCGCCGGCCAGCAGAGAGUGCCGCUGAGCGCCCCCCAGCAGCCGCUGGCGGAGCUGGUGCACACGGCGCUGGCGGGACGGAGUCCCCAGCAGGGGGUGCUCAGACUCUCUGCCCCACCAGCAGCUGCCCCGGUCCAGCCGCCCAUGAGCAUGGUGAGCCUGGGCUCUGUGCAGCAGCACCCCCGCCCCAGCCGGGAACAGAGCCCCCAAGAGCCAAAGGAAGCCUCCCCGCCCACCCUGGUCAGGCCGCCCAGUGUGGCACAGAGCCCCGGGGCACAGCCCGAGCACAGGCUGACGCCCACCCAGAACAGCCUCCUGGCGGAGCCGGUGCCUGCGGUCCCAAAGCCUCCCCCCAGCCAAACAGGGGAGGAGUCCUUUGCCAGGACCCCUGGCCACUGGGAGCCGGCAGCGCAGGGUCCCCACUCCUCUCCCAGCAUGGAGCCCACGGAUGGAUCGAGAAAGCCACCAGCCGGGAGUCAAGUCAACGGGCAGGGGGUAGAAAGGCCAGGCCCACAGGCCUCUCCCCUGCCAGCCCAGGCCCCCGGGGUCUGCAUCAAGCAGGAGCCCAAGGAGGAGACGGCGCAGUGUGUGCUGGGCGGGGGCCAGGCUGUGAAACGCGAGGCCAACGGGGAUCCGGCGCCCGCCCCGGCCAACAAUCUACUGAUGGGCAGCCAGCUGCUGGCGGGCGCCAGGUCUGAGGCCGGGCACCUGCUGCUGCAGAAGCUGCUGCGGGCCAAGAACGUGCAGCUGGCGUCGCAGCGCUCCGCCGAGGGGCUGCGCGCCGAGGUCAACGGGCACAGCGAGGGCAAACUCUCGGGGCUGGAGCAGAGGCUGCAGGCGGCUCCCCCUGGCCGAGAGGAUCCCUCCGCCAGCAAGAAGCCUCCGGCCCCGAAGCCCAAACGGGCGCAGAAGAGCGGGGAGCGGGUGGCCGCCUCCCGCAAGAAGCUGCGCAAGGAGGAUGGGCUCAAAUCCAGCGAGGCCCUAAUGAAGCAGCUGAAGCAGGAGUUCUCCCUGCUGCCCCUGGUGGAACCCACCAUCACGGCCAACUUCAGCCUCUUCGCGCCCUUCGGCAGCAGCCCCAUCAACGGCAAGAACCAGCUCAAGGGGGCGUUUGGCAGCGCCGUGCUGGACAGCGUCCCUGACUACUACACCCAGCUGCUCACCAAGAACAACCUGAGCAACCCGCCCACCCCGCCCUCCUCGCUGCCCCACCCACCCCCCUCCGUGCAGCAGAAGAUGGUGAACGGCGUCACCUCCUCGGAGGAGCUGGCCGAGCAGCCCAAGGAGCCGGACCAGGCCCGGGAAGCCGAAGGCCGGAAGGACGCGCCAGCCGUGGAGGUGAAGAGCCUGGACCUGCUGGCGGCCCUGCCCACGCCCCCGCACAACCAGACCGAGGACGUGAGGAUGGAGAGCGAUGAGGAGAGCGACUCCCCCGACAGCAUCGUUCCCGCCUCGUCCCCAGAGAGCGUCCUGGGCGAGGAGCCGCCCCGCUUCCCCCUGCUGGCCGAGGUGAAGCCGGAGCUGCCGGAGCGGGUGCUGUCGCCCGUCAUCCCCAUCAUCCCCAGGGCCAGCAUCCCAGUGUUCCCUGACCCAAGGCCCCCCGAGGAGCACGGCGGGAAGGUGGCCCUGGCGCAGGGCGUCGCAUGGGAGAAGGGGAAAGGCAGCGAAGUCUCCGUCAUGCUGACCGUCUCGGCCACAGCUGCUAAGAACCUGAACGGCGUCAUGGUGGCCGUGGCCGAGCUGCUCCGCGUGAAGAUCCCCAGCUCCUACGAGGUGCUGUUCCCCGAGAGCCCGGUGCGGGGCUCCGGCCCUGAGGCCAAGAAGGUGGAGACGGACGGGGCUGGUGGGCUCGGCGGCAAGGCCAGGGCGGCACUGGCCGGGAAAGCCCCCGAUGCUGGCACCGAGUGGCUGAAACAGUUUGAUGCCAUGCUGCCGGGGUACAGCCUCAAGAACGAGCUGGACAUCCUGACGCUGCUCAAACAGGAGAGCCCGGGCCUGGAGAAGGCCGUGCAGCACUGCUACGUGAACAACGUCUCCAACCUGGACGUGCGUCAGCUCUCCAUCCUGCCCCAGGAGCCGUCCCCGCCCCUGUCGCCCCUUGUCCCCUCCCCUGCCAGCCCCGCCGACGGGGACAGGAUCCCAGAGGCGCCCCCUGAGGUGGCCCCCGCGCCCCCCUCCCCGCCAGCCCUCUCCCCGCCCUCCAAGGAGGAGGCGGCGCGCUCGCCGCCCAAGCUCAAGCAGCGCUCGCGGCCCCCGGAGGAGGGAGAGGAGCCCCGGCCCCGGCUCAAGAAGUGGAAGGGGGUGCGGUGGAAGCGGCUCCGCUUCCUCAUCACCAUCCAGAAGGGCGGCGCCAAGCAGGACGGCGAGGAGGAGAUCUCCGAGUUCAUCGAGAAGCUGGGCACCACCCUGCGGCCCGAGAAGGUGCCCCGGGACCUGCGCAAGUGCUGCUUCUGUCACGAGGAGGGGGAUGGUGCCACCGAUGGGCCCGCCCGCCUCCUCAACCUUGACCUGGACCUCUGGGUGCACCUGAACUGCGCCCUGUGGUCCAGUGAGGUGUACGAGACGCAGGGCGGGGCGCUGAUCAACGUGGAGGGGGCACUGCACCGUGGGCUGCUCACCAAGUGCUCCCUGUGCCAGAAGACGGGCGCCACCAACAGCUGCAACCGCAUCCGCUGCCCCAGCGUCUACCACUUCGCCUGCGCCAUCCGGGCCAAGUGCAUGUUCUUCAAGGACAAGACCAUGCUGUGCCCGCUGCACAAGCUCAAAGGCCCCUGCGACCAGGAGCUCAGCACCUUCACCGUCUUCCGGCGCGUCUACAUCGAGCGCGACGAGGUCAAGCAGAUCGCCAGCAUCAUCCAGCGCGGCGAGCGCCUCCACAUGUUCCGCGUGGGCGGCCUGCUCUUCCAUGCCAUCGGCCAGCUGCUGCCCCACCAGAUGGGCGACUUCCACAGCGUCACAGCCCUCUACCCCGUGGGCUUCGAGGCCACCCGCAUCUACUGGAGCCUGCGCACCAACAACCGCCGCUGCUGCUACCGCUGCACCAUCUGCGAGAACAACGGGCGCCCCGAGUUCGUGGUGCAGGUCAUCGAGCAGGGCCUGGAGGACCUGGUCUUCACCGACUCCUCGCCACAGGCCGUCUGGAACCGCAUCAUCGAGCCGGUGGCGGCCAUGAGGAAGGAGGCAGACAUGCUGCGGCUCUUCCCCGAGUACCUGAAGGGCGAGGAGCUCUUUGGCCUCACGGUGCACGCGGUGCUGCGCAUCGCCGAGUCCCUACCUGGCGUGGAGAGCUGCCAGAACUACCUAUUCCGCUAUGGGCGCCACCCGCUGAUGGAGCUGCCGCUCAUGAUCAACCCCACCGGCUGCGCCCGCUCCGAGCCCAAGAUCCUCACCCACUACAAACGGCCCCACACCCUGAACAGCACCAGCAUGUCCAAGGCCUACCAGAGCACCUUCACGGGUGAGACCAACACGCCCUACAGCAAGCAGUUCGUGCACUCCAAGUCCUCGCAGUACCGCCGCCUCAAGACCGAGUGGAAGAACAACGUGUACCUGGCGCGCUCCCGCAUCCAGGGGCUGGGGCUCUACGCUGCCAAGGACCUGGAGAAGCACACCAUGGUCAUCGAGUACAUCGGCACCAUCAUCCGCAACGAGGUGGCCAACCGGCGCGAGAAGAUCUACGAGGAGCAGAACCGAGGAAUCUACAUGUUCCGCAUCAACAAUGAACACGUCAUCGACGCCACGCUGACGGGGGGCCCAGCCAGGUACAUUAACCACUCGUGCGCCCCGAACUGUGUGGCUGAGGUCGUGACCUUCGACAAGGAAGAUAAGAUUAUCAUCAUCUCCAGCCGCCGGAUUCCCAAAGGGGAGGAGCUGACCUACGACUACCAGUUUGACUUCGAAGACGAUCAGCAUAAAAUCCCCUGCCACUGCGGAGCCUGGAACUGCAGGAAAUGGAUGAACUAGCCGCCACGGGGUCACCAGUCGCAGGCAGCCCCUGCUGCAAGGAGGCCUCUGCUGCGGGUUCUCCUCCCCCUUUGCCAUGCUGGGGGCGGGGGAAGCAGAGAUGGCGUAGGGGAAACGGCCCCAUCUGGAACCCAGGAAGUGAGGUUGGUGCAGGUGGGUCAGCCGGGGCCACUUUCGGUUCCAAAGGCGAGGUGGCUCCAGGGGGCACCGGUCCUCGCUCACACCCAUCGGAUGCCGUCCAACUAACUUCCACAGGGAGGGCGUAUUGAAAAGACCAGGGACCUCGGUUCUCUCCCUAGCCACUCCAGCCCUGCGCGCCUUGGCCCUGGGCCUCUGCUGGCAGGGCGCUGCUCUUCCCGAGUGGGUGGCCGCAGCGCCAUGAGUGGAACUGAUGAACUGGCAACUCAGGGUUUUCUUUGUUUUGCGAGGAGGGCAGGGCCUGUGGCACCAACAAAACCUGCUCUGUCCACCUUGCUCACUGUAAAUAACUGGACGGAUGUAGGGCGAUCGGGGUGCUCCAGCUCGGAGUCCGGGGCAGGGCAGCCGAGGUAUCAGACCCACGGGGAGCUCAGAUCCAGUCUGUUUGUUUAAAAAAAACAAAACAAAAAAACGAAUAUUUGCUCGCUAACUUACCAAGGUAACAAAGAGACUCCUUGAGCUUGACAAUCCCAAACCUCCCAGCCCGGCUCUCUGGAGACAGCCAGAGCUCGCUUGGGCUUCGGUUUAUUUCUUGUUCUGUCAACGAAAGCACCGUGAGCAUGUGAAGGAGGCACCAGCUGCCGGAGCAGAGCUGGGGAGAGCCGCGUGCAGAAAAGGGCUCCCCCCUCCCCCCCUGAUGGACACAAGGAGCCUCUGCACCCAAACCUACCUCAUUUUAAGUGUUAGAUUCUGCUGUUUUCAAUGUGACCCUCCCUCCGAGCCUGACCACGCGCAACCUUCCUAGUUCCCAAUGAGAACUAGUGGCAAUGGGCGGAGCCUGGGGAGCCCAAGGAGUGGUAGUGGGCGGAGCCUGGGGCCAAGGGAGAUUGUAGCCUUGAGCUCUGACCUGGUUCUGCUUGGAAGGAGAGCCCAUAAAAUAUCCCAGGAUCCCCUCCCCCCACCUGUGGGCCCCGCCCGGUUGGGUGCACAGGAGUGUUCCUGGCGACUCCCCCACCCUGCACAAAGCUGGGCACCCUGCUGCCAGCCGAGGGGCAGGGCCCAGGAGAGGUGGGGGUUCGGGGCUUUAAUUAGAAUGUGCCAAGACCCUGGCCUUGCUUCCACCCACCUUCCCAGCACAGCACAGCGUGGCGGAGAGACCAGGCGUUUGGGUUUGGAGGAGCUGAGCUCCGGGGGGGAGCCUCGCUACAGGCUGAGUUUGCUGCUGCUGCUGCCAUACUCCUGAGUCUGGGGGUGGGGCAGGGGGCCCUGCCUGAGCCACUCUGCUCCCCCACUACCCAGCUCCCCUUUCACUACCAGAACUGCUGCUCUAGGCUGGCCUGAGGAGGCUGUCUGUGUCUGUAAUGUCGGCAUGGUAGGGGGGGUAUUUAUCUAUUUAUACCUUAGCUUGUAUAUAGUAGAACCUUGGGGGGGCUCUCUCUCCUGUGCUCUGCUUGGCUGAGAUUUUGGACUGUGGGGGAGGGGAGAUCUUGGUGGGGAGGGCGGGGGGGAGCAAACAUCCUCCCCACUCCCUGCUCUUGUCUCCAUUGUUAAAUAGAAACCCCGUACGUGACAGGGUCCAGGAGCCUCCUGCCACGCGUGGGCUCCCCGGGGAGGGGAGGAGAUUGGUGGCUUUACAAACCAGGCCCCACUUCUCCCCUCCAGCCUCCCCCUGCUACAGCACCCUAUUGCUGAUGGUUGAAUGCUCAUGUGGGAGGGACCUUCUAAGACUGCUGUAAACCAGAGGGGGCUGGAGGUCCUGCGCUCGCCGCCCCUUUCCAUUAAACUGUAUCGUUUGACAUCUCUUAACGCACAAAGGCAUAACACCCCCACCCCCUCGGGGAUGGCACAGGGAAUGGCACAGUUGUGAGGAAAGAAGCAGAAACAAACUCCUGACCUGCUCUCCCAUGCCACAGCUGCCUGGCUCAGCUGAGGAGGGUUCUCUUUUGUAUUAAACUUCCUUCCUCUCCUGGGGCGGGAGAGGGAAUUCAAUGAAGUGAGAUUAUUUUGGGGGGAGUGAAAUCUGGGGGAGGGGGCCCCAGGGCAUUUUAUGUUUUUAAAUCAAAAGAUUUCAAGUGAGAGAGAAGAACUGUCGCGUUUUUAAAAAGCUGCUUCUGCAACUAUUCAAAGCUGCAAAAGGUUUAAAAUGAAAUGUUAAAACUCGGGGUGAGGGCAGGGAAUAAUAAAAUAAAAAAUAUACACAAAAUUUAAAUUUAAAACUGUAAAUAAAAUGGGAGCUGUGUAGAGAGAAAAAAACGUUUUUACCAAUAAUAAAACCACUGGAUGUUAUUUUAAAAUAAAGAUGGGCGAGAGAGAAAAAGCCAGUAUAACUUUUGUUUUGUUUUUUCCAUUCACUUGGAAGGCUGUAAAGUGUAUAAAAUAAAACUUUAAAAAAUUACUACAAAAAAAAGGAUUAAAGCUGGGCAAGAGUAAAGAAAAUAACAGACUAUAGCAGGUUGUAUGACUUUUUAGACUAUGGUUAGAGUAUAAAAUAGUCCUGUAGAUUUUAGCUGGGGAGGGGGGAAAACCUAUACAGUUUUUAAUUUUUAUAUAAACUAUAAUCCAGUCCCAGAGCUGAUCUUUGAUUUUUUUUUAAAGUUCUCUGCUUGUAAAUUCGCAUUCAAAGCCUUGUCCAAUACUUCUGUUUGUUUACAGUUGCAGAUAUUCUAUUUUAAGUUUUACCUUUUAUGAUCCUGAAAUAACCAUUUAUUAUUUUGUUGGGUUUUUUUAAAAAAUAAAGUUUAAAAUGAAACUAUGGCAAGCGUGGAGUCUGUGAGGAAUCUUCCUUUGGGUGGGGGGUUUAUUUUGUGUGUGAAUCCUGUACAGCGAGGUUGUCCUUCGGAACAAAGAAAAGAACGCGCGGGGGGGGGAUACAAUUAUUCUUUUUAAGAAACGCGAAGCUGAACCUGUCUGUGGCAUGUUUUGUACGGGAUGGACGUUUGAACUGUAUAGAAGUGAUGUUCCAAGAGGCACCGAGUGAGUUUCAAAGUUUGCUUCUCUGAGUUUGUUUUUAAAGGAAAAAAAUAAAAGUGCAUUUUCAAUACUGGG
This is a messenger RNA of Chrysemys picta bellii (western painted turtle), 17251 nucleotides long. NCBI's taxonomy places the organism in Eukaryota, Metazoa, Chordata, Testudines, Emydidae. The record is from RefSeq and is a predicted model, not a curated record.